AAUAUAUAUUCCUCAGACCCACCCUUUUGCCCUCGCUUUCUCUUUCUGGGUUUCCUUUUGCUAAUAUAGGGCCAUCAUUGCGGUUUCCCGUCUUCCAUUGAUAUUGUUUAUUCAUCAUAAUCUCCAUCCAAGAUCUUCAAUGCCCACCAUCCCCUGUUCUCUCCACCCUCAGAGCUUUUUCCACGGGUCGUCUUCAUUGAUCGAUUCUGUUACCAGCUCACCUGCUUAAAUCAUUGCUGUCUGUCUUCUCGGGUAAAACACCCUCACCGGUGAAAAUCCUCUGUCCCCUUCCCGGGAAAACUAACUGUCACGCUUCUUGUUGGUUGGAUGCACCCUUUGAUGUCUGUCGCUGCACUUUCCAAUCCCCACUGUGUUUCCUUAGCAUUGUUCAUUGCAUCCAAAAACUGAUUUUUUGGGCUUUGCACCGACUCAUCGGUUACAUCUUGAAUCUCGUCUCUUCGAUCCGCAGCCAAGGAAAACCCCUUGGAUUUCAGUUUGGACCUCUGGCCCUAACUAACUAUUUAGUUGUCCUUGUCAUCUUCUCGAUGGCUCCUACAUACUUCCCUCUUCGUUGGGAGAGCACGAGGGACCAGUGGUGGUACGCAUCCCCGAUCGACUGGGCUGCUGCGAAUGGCCACUACGAUCUUGUCCGGGAGCUGCUCAAGAUAGACAACAACCACCUCUUCAAGCUCACCUCUCUCCGCCGGAUCCGCCGCCUCGAGACUGUCUGGGAUGAUGAGGCGCAGUUCCAUGACGUUGCCAGAUUCCGCUUUCAGGUUGCACGAAAGCUCCUGGUGGAAUGUGAAUCCAACAAGGGGAAGAACUCCCUUAUUGGAGCGGGCUAUGGCGGGUGGCUUAUGUACACAGCUGCAUCAGCCGGGGACUUGGGUUUCAUCCAAGAACUGCUGGAGAGGGACCCACUGCUCGUCUUCGGGGAAGGAGAAUACGGGGUGACCGAUAUCUUUUAUGCUGCAGCAAGGAGCAAAAACUGUGAAGUCUUUAGGGUCCUUUACGACUUUGCAGUGUCUCCGAGGUUUAAAGGCGGGGAGUUUGAGGAGGAGCAAGUAGCAGUCCCUUCAAUGUACAGACGGGAGAUGAUGAACAGAGCUGUCCAUGCUGCUGCUAGAGGAGGGAACUUGGUCAUUCUGAAAGAGCUUUUGGGCGAGUGCGAUGAUGUUUUGGGUUAUAGGGAUGUUAAUGGCUCGACGGUCUUGCAUGCAGCGGCUGGGAAAGGGCAGGUUGAGGUAGUGAAGUAUCUGAUGGAAUCCAACGAUCUUCUCAACUCUACAGACAACAAUGGCAACACGGCCUUGCAUCUUGCAGCCCACAAAGGCCAAUUGGCCACAGUUCGAGUCCUAGUUUCUGCUUCUCCCGCGUUGGCCUCCGUCAGAAACAAUGCAGGAGAAACUUUUCUCCACAUGGCCGUCUCGGGCUUCCACAGCCCUGCCUUUCGUAGACUAGAUAGGCAGAUGGAGCUUGUGAAGGCAUUGAUCCAUGGACAGUUCUUCAACAUCGAGGACGUUAUUAAUGUGAGAAGUAAUGAAGGGCGCACCCCGCUUCAUGUGGCCAUUGUAGGGAACCUACAUGCCGAGCUGGCAGAGCUCCUCAUGACUGUGCGAUCGAUUAAUGUGAAUGUCCGAGAUAAUGAUGGAAUGACCCCUCUCGAUCUGCUUAAGCAACGGCCAAAAUCUGCUUCUUCAGAUAUACUGAUUCGGCAUUUGAUUUCUGCCGGAGCUAUGUUCGGCAUUGAAAGUAAAGAUUCCUCCGCGAGAAAGGCCAUUGCAUCCCACUUAAGGAUGCAGAGUUGUGGGGGAAGUAGCCCUGGGACGAACUUCGGAGUUUCUGACAGCGAGAUUCUCUUGUACACAGGAAUUGAGAACCCUUCACCAUUCGAUGGGAGUGAUCCGGGGUCGUCAUUCGACUCAACAAAUGACAACUCAUGCUCCAAUAAGAAGUCAAAUUCGGUUAUCAGGAAGGUUUUUCAGUGGCCUCGGACAAAAGAGAAGAGCUUGAAGAAGCCGGGAAGUAAUGAAGAAAUUCCGACUCCAGUCCCGCUAAGGCAGAGAUUCUCGAAGCCUUCAUAUGCUCUUCCGAGCCACAAGCGGACGCUUUCUGUGAGGAGCGAUAUCUCAAGCCCAACCAACAGGAAGAAGUUGGCCACGGGAAUAAGGCAAGGUGUUAUAGAGUCUCUGCCUCAUCUGAACCUCCCAAGGCGGAGGACUCCUUCGAGCUCAUUCUCGAGAUCAUCUGUCUCGUCUACUCCAACAUCAGUUGACAAGCAGAAGGGGUUGAUUUUCUUUGAUCAGGAUUUUGCCGGUCCGUCCUACUCUAACAGCGUCCGGGUCCAGGACGAUGACACGCCAAAGCUGGACCCUAAGCGCGUGUCUUUCGGGAAGAGGCUGAGGGCCCAGUACUUCUGCUUCGGCGGCCCCAGCCUGUCCAUCAAGAAGCCCGUGAGCAGGGAUCACGUGAACCCGGGUUACAAGUGCCCUGUACCUUCAGUGGCAUGACGGAGAGAAGGAACCGGAGCACCUCCGAGGGUCCAGCAGUAGUGCUGAAUCUGUGUAAGCUGUCUAGUUCAGUUGUGUAGCUUUAUAUUGCAACAAUUCUGGCUGUGUAUCUAAACUAAACACCUCCUUGCUUGUAAAAAAUUAAGUAUGGCUUGUUUUGAUUUUUGCGGGUCUUAGUCCUGUCUAAUGUUAUUAUCUCGAAUGUUAACAAUGAAAUGGCAGAGUAGAAAGACUCAUGCUUCUUUGCUUCAGCUA
Molecule: messenger RNA, 2765 nt
Organism: Punica granatum (pomegranate)
Lineage: Eukaryota; Viridiplantae; Streptophyta; Magnoliopsida; Myrtales; Lythraceae
Source: RefSeq, a predicted model, not a curated record